Messenger RNA from Haliotis rubra (blacklip abalone), 2138 nucleotides. RefSeq lists its product as uncharacterized. The coding region runs from base 2 to 1138 and encodes 378 amino acids. The record is from RefSeq and is a predicted model, not a curated record. NCBI's taxonomy places the organism in Eukaryota, Metazoa, Mollusca, Gastropoda, Lepetellida, Haliotidae. The transcript is spliced from 10 exons.
CAUGGCGCAGGUGACCGCACUCCUCGCUCUGCUGUUGACGGUCUCUUCCUAUGUCCACGCCCAGACUUCGACGCCAUGCAGCGUCCGACGUGAUGCGGCGUGUUUGGCGGCCAUGAGGUCCCUCUACACCAACACCUCGGCCUAUUGGUUUGGGACGAUGUUCGCGACGGACUGCCCACCCGGCAGUGGAGGAAUCUUGUGUGGAAACUCGAACCCAUCAGGAACCUCCCUCCUCACUCGACUCUUGGGAAACAACGCCGCCGACGCCAGCGGUUUAUCCUUCGUCGUCAACGUCACGUACCCCAUUACUCUUCCAGCUGAUGGAUCUGACCGAACAUACCCCGGGUGUGGGAGGGUAGUGGACGUACCCUAUACAAGGUCACAAUAUUUCUCCAUCGACGCCCUGGGCUCUACUGUAUAUCCCCCUUUCGACGUGCGCGAGCUGCCGGAAGUGACGUGGCCAGCGGAGCAGAACGCCCUCUACACUGUCAUGAUGUAUGACGUUGGCUUCAGCUUCAUGCACGCGUUGUACAUCAACGUCGUCGGCGGCAGGCUGCAGGGUGGAGAUACCAUAGUUGCCUAUUUUGGGCCUGGAAACCCCCUGGAGCGGGUGAACCCUUACAUGUGGGUCGUGUUUCGGCAACAGGGACGUCUGGACGUCUCCACCAUCAACAGCUUUUACCGCACACUCCAAUCCCAAAACCAAAACAUCUUCGCCAGAGACAUUGUGGCGCCGCUGGGGCUCUCGAUGCAGUCGUAUGGCAUCAACGUGGUCAUGGUAACAACGGAUGAGUACGCCGCUGCCCGCAUCCGGUCUCUUGGUUUUCUGAACAGAUGUCCAUUCUAUUAUGGGCAGUGGCUGGACAGCUACAUCCAGAGAAGAGGAGGUCUCCCGUCACUUCCGGCCCGGUUUGGUCUCAGUGUCUCCAUUGAUGUCAGCUUCACCGCCCCUGCUAUAACGUACACAUCGUGCGACAUAGUGUACCAGAGAGGCCCUGUAAACCUCACAGUAGAUUAUCAGAACAGGGAACUAUUAGGCGCUGUGGAGGCCCGGCUCACCCCUCAAGUCAGUCUGGUUCCAUUGGUGAUCCUGGGUCAACCCCAUCAGUCACACUUAGAGACAAGCUUUACACACUAAUGAUGUACGACCCCACCCCAGAGAUCGGACAAACUGACCAGAACUCCUACGUCCACUGGAUGGUCGUCAACAUCCGGGGCACUGACAUCACUUCCGGUGACGUGGUAUAUGACUGGCUACUUCCCAUGACAACAAGAUUGAAUCAGCUCUACCUGUUUGUCUUGCUUGAGCAGACGGCACCUGUCAGUCCAACAACAGCUCUAUCCUUCGGGGCAACAGACUGCAAUUCAUAUAUCAUAAGGAGAUGCAAGUUCCGGGCUGGAGACUUCAUCCGCUACAAUAAUCUCUCCCUCGUCGGCAUGAGACACCUGAGGGUGAUCCCCGACACCUACCAACAGUAUAUGUCGUACUCGGUUGCCAACUUCCAAACCAAGGGUCAAGCCUGUUGGGGAGAGGCUCCUGACACUCCGCAAUGUCCAAUCAGGUCAGGAAGCACGCAGACUAAACCAGUUGGCAUCAUGUCAGUUCUGGCAGUAUUGGCAACCUACUUGACCAUCAGGAACUAGCAGGUGCCCGUGACGAUCCACCCACUUACUAAACAAUGGUGCAUGGUAGUUAUGCUUGAAUAUUAUGUAAUGGCAUCCAUUUCUUGACGGUGUUUAAAACACACUUCCUGUCAUGGUUUAUGUAAUCCCUUCAGCCUAAUGUACAUUUACCUUCUGAUUAUCAUUUGAUUAUCCUCCACACUUCCACAAUCAUUUUUGUGACCCCUUUAGCUUAAUGUACAUUUACCUUCUGAUUAUCAUUUGAUUAUCCUCCUCUCUUCCACAAUCAUUUUGUGACUCCUUAAGCUUAAUGUACAUUUAACUCCUGAUUAUCAUUUGAUUAUCCUCCACACUUCCACAAUCUUUUUGUGACCCCUUAAGCUCAAUGUACAUUUACCUCCUGAUUAUCAUUUGAUUAUCCUCCAGGCCUGAUUGGUCGUACAUUGUCCCGUUGAUCCUGAUAAUCCGGUAUAGCGGCUGUAAUGUACUUUUCACAUUAAAUAUUUUUCAUAUGC